ACUCUUAAUGCCAAUUGUGUUCCUAUUUUCAGGGUGUUAUUGCUCAUCUGUGGCUGUCAGCCAAGCAGCGCACCUGGAAGGCAGGCACUGCAAGAUACAUCCCUAACUCGGUGUGGAACUGGAUGGUCAGUGCAUCAGCUGACGUGACCCUUGACCCCAUGACCAACCACUCAUGGCUUCAGCUCUCCGACGACCACCGAAAGGUCCAGGAGGGCAUAUCCGAGUCCAACCUGCCCUUUAGUCCCCAGCGCUUUGAUGCCUGGCCUGGCGUGUUGGGCUGGGAGGGAUACGCCUCUGGACGCCACUACUGGGAGGUCGAAAUAGCCAACAACGGCUACUGGCGGGUGGGCCUGACCACGGCGGGCGCCAAACGCCACGGCCGCUUCCCCAUGAGCCCCCAGAUGGGCUAUUGGACCCUGUGGCGCAGCACCCACCAAUUCUAUGCCUGCACCAAGCCUGAGACGCCCCUGCCCCUGGGUCUGAUGGCCCGCUGGAUGGGGAUCUAUCUAGACUAUGAGGAAGGACAGAUUUCCUUCUACAACGCGGAGACCAAGUCACACAUCUAUACAUUUACAGACACCUUCAAGGAGAAGCUGUACCCGGUGUUUUCCCCACUGGACGGGCGCACACUCAUCACCGUCAUCUCGCCGCACAAGGUCUCUACGUUUUGAAGACAUCAGGUUCCUUUGGUUUGUAGGUUCUCCCCAAACAUCAGCUCUGUUAGCUUAGUUUCCUUUGACUUUCAAUCACUGUCUGAUUUGGACAUGGAAAACCGUGUGUGUGUGUGUGUGUGUGUGUGUGUGUGUGUGUGUAAUGAGCAGCUUGCUCCAGUGACAUUCUGUCCGAACUGCACCGUCUGCAGAAACUUACUUCAACAACUUUCUCCCUCUGGUUUUCUCCUAAAUUAUUACUUUCCCUCCUCUCUCUCUCGCUCUCUCUCACUCACUCUCUCUCUGUCAGCAUCAAACUAACUGCCCGGCCAAUCAAUAACAUGAAUUAAUCAAGGAAGUGCCAAGAAGAAGAGAAAACAAUAGGAGAAGCAGUUGACACUGACCAUCACAGACUUGGGUUGCGGCAUGGGCCCCGUUCCCACAUCAAUCCCUAGCCUUGGCCUAGACAAUUCUGGACAGCCCCUUAUAGAUCUGAAAUAACUGAAUGGAUAGAAUCAAAAAGGAAGGAACUUCACACUCUAAUAAAAAGUCUGUUAACACGCACAUUUGACAAGUUAGAUUUAAACAUCAAAUGUUUGAACAGCCCCACAUUUUUAUAACCUUUUUGUAAAAUACUGUAUGUAUAUAAAUUGCAUUAUGACACUAAAACAGCUAGCUAAAUGGAAGAUUGAAAAUGUACAAUGAGGAGAACUAGUUAUUUUAAAUCCAGUGGUGUGAAGUACUUAAGUAAAUAUACUUUAAAGUACUACUUAAGUUGUUUUUUGGGGUAUCUGUACUUUACUUUGCUAUUUAUUUUUUUGACAUUUACUUUUACUUCACUACGUUCAUAAAUAAAAUACUAUACUUUUUACUCCAGACAUUUCCCUGACACCCAAAAGUACUUGUUACAUUUUGACAGGAAAAUGGUCCAAUUCGCACACUUAUCAAAAGAACAUCCCUGGUCAUCCCUACUGCCUCUGAUCUGGUGGACUCACUAAACACAAAUGCUUCAUUUGUAAAUGCAUGUCUGAGUUUUGGAGUGUGCCCCCGGGCUAUCCGUAAAUAAAAAAUCUAAUAAAAAUACAUUUUAAACCAAAUAAUUUCAGACUUAAA
This is a messenger RNA of Oncorhynchus keta (chum salmon), 1763 nucleotides long. Its product is annotated as E3 ubiquitin-protein ligase TRIM39-like. Gene Ontology annotation, molecular function: protein binding. The record is from RefSeq and is a predicted model, not a curated record. NCBI's taxonomy places the organism in Eukaryota, Metazoa, Chordata, Actinopteri, Salmoniformes, Salmonidae. The coding region runs from base 123 to 671 and encodes 182 amino acids. The transcript is spliced from 2 exons.